Vicia villosa (hairy vetch) is the source of this 1807-nucleotide messenger RNA. RefSeq names its product KIN17-like protein. Gene Ontology annotation, cellular component: nucleus. Lineage: Eukaryota; Viridiplantae; Streptophyta; Magnoliopsida; Fabales; Fabaceae. The transcript is spliced from 3 exons. Gene Ontology annotation, molecular function: double-stranded DNA binding. The record is from RefSeq and is a predicted model, not a curated record. Gene Ontology annotation, biological process: DNA damage response; DNA replication. The coding region runs from base 333 to 1526 and encodes 397 amino acids.
UAAAAAUAUAAUAAACCUUUUCUAUUAUUUAUGCAAAGGGAAGACCAUCGUCAAUCCAAAUUCCCUUCCUCACCCCCAAAUUCAAACCAGGUAGAUUAAAUUUACACAACUCAAAAUACCAAGUUCAUUCCUUUGAUUUUCUUAUUUCACCUCCAAUUUCAUUCCCAUCAAACUCUAAAUUUGAUGUAUCACCUCCAUUAAACCCUAAAUUCUACCCUCUGAUCGUUGUUCGACUUCAAGAUCAUUGUCACCGGAAUCACUACGAAACCGUUUUCAAGGAUUAGCUCUUGAACCACUUGCAUCUUCUGAAAUUGAUCAGAAUAAGAUAGCCAAUGGGGAAAAACGACUUUCUCACACCUAAGGCAAUUGCCAAUCGAAUUAAAGCAAAAGGACUGCAGAAGCUUCGGUGGUAUUGCCAGAUGUGUCAGAAGCAAUGUCGUGAUGAGAAUGGUUUCAAAUGCCACUGCAUGAGUGAAGGGCACCAGCGUCAAAUGCAAAUUUUUGGACAAAACCCAACCCGCAUAAUUGAGGGCUAUACCGAAGAGUUUGAAACAACUUUUCUUGAGCACAUGAAGCGCAGCCAUCGAUUCAGCCGUGUGGCUGCCACUGUGGUUUAUAAUGAAUAUAUAAAUGAUAGAAAUCAUGUUCAUAUGAACUCCACGGAUUGGGCUACACUUACUGAGUUUGUUAAGUACUUGGGUCGAACUGGAAAGUGUAAGGUUGAGGAAACACCGAAGGGAUGGUUCAUUACAUAUAUAGAUAGAGAUUCUGAAACUCUUUUCAAAGAGAAGAUGAAGAACAAGAGAAUCAAGGCAGAUUUGGUAGAUGAAGAAAAGCAAGAGAAAGAGAUCCAAAAACAGAUUGAAAGGGCCGAGCAAUUGUUGCAGCUGUCUAAUCCGGAGUCCGACCAGCUUUCUCAGGUAGAGACUACAAGGGAACUAAAUGCAGAAGACGGAAUUAAGAUAGGAUUUUCUCUUGGAUCGUCUGCGAAACCUAUGACCAAGGAAAAAGGUGAGGCAUCAAUAAUGGCGUUUGAUGAGGUUGAUGCAGAGAAAUAUGAGGAAAGGAAUCCUGUAAACAACUUGAAGAGAAAAGAAAGUGGUGGUGGAAAAUCAACUUUGGAUGAAAUGAUCAGGGAGGAAGAGAGGAAAAAGGAAAAAAUCAACAGGAGGGAUUAUUGGUUGCAUGAGGGAAUUGUUGUUAAGGUUAUGAGCAAAGUCUUGGCAGAAAAGGGGUACUACAAGCAAAAAGGUGUUGUGAGAAAAGUGAUUGACAAGUAUGUAGGGGAAAUAGAAAUGCUAGAAAGCAAGCAUGUGCUCAGAGUUGAUCAGGAAGAGCUUGAAACGGUGAUACCUCAGGUCGGGGGACGUGUAAAAAUAGUAAAUGGGGCUUAUCGUGGAUCACUUGCUAGACUGCUCGGGGUGGAUACAGAUCAUUUUUGCGCCAAGGUGCAGAUAGAGAAAGGUGCUUAUGAUGGUAGAGUGCUUAAAGCGGUGGAAUAUGAGGACAUUUGUAAAUUAGCCUAGUGCGCUUAAUGGAAUUACUAUUUUUCGCGAUUCUGGAAGUUGCAGGAGUUGUAAAGUUUGUUGUUAUGUAUUAUGCAGAAGCUUUAAACUCCAGUGUCAUCUUUGUUGCAUAAAUUAAAUCAUGGUGGUUAUCUUUUCCUGUAUUGGAUAGAAUUCUUGUUUGAUAAUUUAGAAUUCUGAUUUCUGACUAUAGUUAGACUAGAAAAGUGCAUAAAAGGAUGGUGACUGUUUGUACUAUUGUAGCAUGUGGAAUUUGAAUUGAUAUUCAGCUUGAUUCUCAA